Diachasmimorpha longicaudata is the source of this 2582-nucleotide messenger RNA. RefSeq lists its product as uncharacterized. The record is from RefSeq and is a predicted model, not a curated record. NCBI's taxonomy places the organism in Eukaryota, Metazoa, Arthropoda, Insecta, Hymenoptera, Braconidae. The coding region runs from base 330 to 2333 and encodes 667 amino acids. The transcript is spliced from 4 exons.
CUUCCAUGGUAACUGCGGACAACAAGCUGUCAGAUGAUAGGCAAAGUUUUGAUCAAUAACGGGUGACUGGAGUUACGAGGGGGUCUGAGGAAGAAGGGGCAAAUCAGGGGGAGAGUUAAUGUUUAAAGGUAUGAGAUACCCCUGUAUUACUAUGGAUGCUUUUGCGAGCGGACUCUAUUCGGCUGAGGGCAAUGGAUGGAGUCAGUCAGCCGGCGUCUGCCGACGGGCACCGAUCACGCUUCUCCUGAACUUGAAAGCAGUAAAGGAGACAUCCAGUUUUCAGGUGGAAACGAUGUGCAAAAUAAAUUAGUGAGGGGAGAAAUUGAAGGAUGUCGAGACAGCCAACGAGGCAGCUUUCCCUGCAGCAGCCUCCUAAGAGGUCGCAGGUGAGACGACAGAGAUCGGCGGAUGAUAAUCGGCCAAACAUCUGCCACUCGGAUCAGCCGGUGAAGCCGAGACGGGAUAAGAAUAAUUGGGGCUCGAUGGAUCGACCCAAAGUGAGAAUCGCCUGGAGUUCUCAGAUGGAGGACAGUCCAAAAGUAGAGGUGAUUGCCUCUCGAAUAGGCACAACAUCGGCGAGUAAAUCAGGAAGGACCCCAUUCGCCGCUUCCUCGGUGAUCGCCGCUGACAAAGCUGCCAUUUUGUACUCGAGACAGGAGCUCGCCGAGCGUUUGCGGCUGGCAUGGAAGCAGCGGGAGGCGAAUAAAUCCAACAUCGACAUCUUCCUCGCUCAUGACACUACGACUGAUGACCGAUGUGACUCAAGAUUGUCAACGUCCAGCGCCGAGCCGAAGCCUGCCGAGGACGACCGAGAAGGCAGAGCCGCAAGGCUCGAUGGGAAUGAAUCCGAGGUGGAGAAUAGUCCAGACGAUCAGCCAGAUCGGGGGAAACUCAGGGGCUCUACCACAGGGAACGAUAAGGAAGUCAAGAUCAGUCUGGCAGCGGACGCGAGAACGAAACGCGCGAGUUUCCAGAGUGGGACGAAUGUGGCUUUUAAUGGACCAGUUCAGAAGAGCACUCUAGUAUCUCCAGUGAUCAAAGACAUGAAGGAGAGAUCGGUGAUCGACGUCAGAGCCAAGAGGACGAAUUCAGCACCUCCCCUACAGCGUCGAGGACACCCCUCAAGCCCUGGCAAUCCUCCACUUCGUCCCAGAGUCAACAUCAUCAUCGAUACCCCGAAGAUGAGCAAAACCCGGGACUCGAACAAUCCCCUGAUUCCCUUCAAGCUCGAACGGAAGGACUCCGUGAGCCAGGGUAAAUCCUCGGCGCUCACAAGUCCCCGGGAUGACUCAAAAAACUUGGCCAGCGUCGUAUCACCACCGGCCGAAAAACACAAGACUAUUGGUAACAAAAAAAGAUCGAGAAAUGGGAAACGAAGGGUCGAUGAGACUGGACGAAAGAGUGAGUUAUCCAAAGCAAAUCCCGAUGUUGUCACUAUGGUGUCACUAGUCAGUGAUGCGGACAGUGACAGCGAGGUUGAGAAAAAUUCUCCGAGGGAUGACAAACUCGUUCGUCAAUUGAGGAAUCAUUUGUCCACAAAUCCAAUUAUCAAAGGCUGUUCGCCGAUGAUGAUGAGCGUGGGAAAUUUAAGUACUGGGAAUUUGGAUAAUUGUGGGAGUAAUGGAUUGAUGCCCAGGAGGGUCAUGAAGUCUGUUUCAUUCCAGCAGGACUCCAUAGAAGGUGAGCUGCACCUGCGACCGCGCAGCGCAGACCGGAAGUCCCUCCCGGAGAUGCAGCCGAAGAUUAUUCUGCCCCAGCCAAUGAUGCGUCCCCCCGGGGACGAGACAAGGACAGCCUGGCAGGACAUCUCCACAAAUCUGGAGAUCCCGUCGUCUCCCAGGUACUGGGAGGCCUCUGCUGAUGCCAACCAGGCCCUCACUGAUCGCGAAAAACGAUGUCUCGUGGUACCGAUUGGUGAUACACAGGAUAAGAAAAGGAAACUGGUACUUCAGAGGACGAAAAGUGUCCCAGCGAGAACAGAUUCCAGUGAGGAAAGCAGAUCGAGUGCAGUGCAGAUGGAGACCAAGGAGUCCAAGGAGAUCAGGGAGAAUGGAGAGUGCAGAAUUGGGAGUGAGGUCAAUGGGGUGGCCCUGCAGAGGUCUGUAACGAAGAUAAUCGAGGGGGAUGGCUUCAGGAUGACCUCCGUGGAUAUUGAGACUGUCGAGCUGGAUGUUGAGAAUGUCGAGCCACUUCUCAGGACUACUAAGGAGAAGGAGUGCUGGCAUCUUUAUAGAAGAAUGUGUGACAAGGGCGUUUGCGUGUCUUUUGAUACUGUUUUGAGGGGCAUGUUGACACCGACAGAGUACAGGUUACGAAAAAGAGAGCCAGCCUAGCAGAAAGGGUCGCGGGAGGGUGAGCCACCCCCCAGUGACUGAGUAGUGCCUGUUAUAUUCUGAUAGAGGAUUCAUAUAACUGACGACGACCUAGAAAACUGGCUCUGACAUAAUGCCAAUAAUUUCCAACUCCGAUUGAUAUUACUCAUAAUUGUUAAACUAUAUCUUUUGUAGAGAAUUGAUUUUACUAAUGAAGAGAAAAAUUUUUGAGGACUUAUUUUUGGUGGAUGAAUAAAAUUUUCGUGUUUU